Messenger RNA from Lytechinus pictus (painted urchin), 2902 nucleotides. Its product is annotated as peroxisomal membrane protein 2-like. Bases 63 to 617 code for a protein of 184 amino acids. NCBI's taxonomy places the organism in Eukaryota, Metazoa, Echinodermata, Echinoidea, Temnopleuroida, Toxopneustidae. Gene Ontology annotation, cellular component: cytoplasm; membrane. The record is from RefSeq and is a predicted model, not a curated record. The transcript has 5 exons.
GAGCCGCGCUCUAAGAAAAAAGAGACUAAAAUAUUAAUGCUCGCCGAAAUUAUCUCGCCGAGAUGGAAACCAAGAAAGAGGGACCGGGAUCACUUCAAAUGCUCUUUCGAGCUUAUUUGAGAUUUUUAAAGGAGAAGCCUAUCAUUACAAAAUCGCUUACAAGUGGUUUAAUUGCUGGUAUUGGAGAUGUCAUUGCACAGAGGAUAGUGGAUCCUUCAGCACCUUACACAGUCAGGUCAACAGCAGCAUUUGCAGUUCUUGGGACCUUCUUCACUGGGCCCCUCUCUCACUACUUCUAUGCAUGGCUGCAGAAGACAUUCCCAGGCAAAGAUGUACCAACAUCCAUCAAGAAAAUCUUAUGCGACCGUCUUGUGUUUGCCCCGCCCUACCUCUUGGCCUUCUUCUACCUUCUAGGAAUAAUUGAGGGUAAAGGUCAUGCUCUGUCUGUAGAGAAGAUCAGAGAAACAUACUGGAUAGCAUUGAAGAUGAACUGGAGGAUAUGGACUAUCAGUCAAUACAUUAACAUCAAUUAUGUGCCUUUACAGUUCCGUGUACUGUUUGCUAGUAUGAUAGCCUUCGUUUGGACUAUCUAUCUAGCUGUAAUGAGGAGAAGAUGAACAAUGAACGAUAGCCUAGUUUAUAGCAGGGUAAUCAAGCCUAAUGACAUCAACGCAAGCCAAUCCUUCAUUUGGUCAAGCAAUCUUCUAUCUAACCUGCCCUGUGAUUGGUCGAUCAACUCAAUCCUGCAGCUUUGAUUCUGAGGUAAAUUACACCGAAGAUCAGCGUGAAUCAUUGCUCUAUUAAUUGAUGUUUUUAUAUAAAAUCAAUGCAUGGUUUCAUUGAAUGCAGAUGGUAUACCUUGAUGUUACAAGGCAAUGGAUGAUUUUGAUAUAUCAGCGUAAUGUUCAGUACUCACUUCUAUGAAUUGCCAUACAUGUAGGUUUCAUACAGGCAUCAUACAAUGUCAAAGUCGGUUGGUUAACCCGUUGACUGCUGUAUUGUGUAAUUCCCAUAGUCUUUUUGCAGGGGUCACCCAAUGCUAGUAGGUAAUUGGUUAAUCGAGUUGGGUAGUUGUUGAAUCAACUGCUCACUUAUGCAGCUUUUUAAUAUCAGUCUGAUUUCUUGAAGUCCAAAUCAGAUUGUGUAAAUAAGUGUUCGAAGCUAAUGUUACAUGCAAUCAAACAUGAUAUAAUAAACUGCAAUGAAACAAGUGAUACAAUUAACUGACUUUUGUUUAGUUUUUUACUAAUCAUAAUUUAAGUUUUUAUUUUGAUGACGAGAUCUCAUUGAGUUUUAACUAGGGUAUACAUGUAUGUUGCAGUUGAUAUGCACACUUGAUACAGAUUCAAUGAUUGAUGAUUGCUACAUAGGGGAAGUUACAAAUUGAUGCACACAUGUGAGAUUUGAUUCUUGGGUCACAUCAUUCCAGUGGUGAUGCUAAAGAUCAGCCCCAGACAUAACACACACUUGUUUGUACUUGCAUGUUAAUUUGUCAUUUGAAGUAUAAAUGGCAUGGCAGAUUGAUUCAUGUAUAGUUCGUACUGCCCUUAUUUUAGAAUUUAUACAUGGUCUACAUAACUUUGUAAUUAGAUACAAAUGAAUUCUACAAAGAAACGCAGUAUGUACUUAAUAACAUGCAUUUUGGCAGGUCUUGCAUAUGUCUUUGUAAUUAUUAUGUCAUACAUAGUGUUAUUCUUCUGAUUUCUAGACCAUGGGGAGUUGUAGUGCUUUUAAUUAAGUUCAUAAUCAAAUGAAUUAACUUCAUAAUUAAUUUGAAUGCUGUAUAGUAUUAUUGAUGUGUUUGGUUUACUAGGUACUUAUUACUAUGGUAACUGAAAAAUGGGAAGCCUACUUGUUAGUGUUGACAACUUCCAUGAAAUUGUCCCCUGGAUUGCUGAUUUUACAUACAUGUAUGUUCUGAGAAAAAUGUCUAGUUUUAAAGUUUGUAUCCUUCUGUGGAAUACACACUUUGAUUGAUCUUUGCUUGAAUCAUCCAAGUAAUAGAUUUUCAAGUAAUAAUAUAAACCCUUAUAACCCUAAUGUUAUUAUAUGAAUGUGAUUGUUAUUUGCCUCUGUUUUUCUAUAAAGCCAAAGUCAUUUUGUGAUUAACAAACAACCACUGCUCGCUCAUGGUGGGUUGUAUACUGUAGUCUGACUAAGGAACAGAGUAUGCAGAUGCCAUAGGGGCCUGUUGCAUAAAAUUGCAAGUGAUGGUAACUGUCAUGAACGGUAACUUAAUGAAAUCUGGAAUUUGAUUGGACAUUUAUGUUUAAGAUUAAUUCAUGAGUGAGAACUGGUCUCGUAUUGUCAAAAUUCAAUCAAAAUACUCUUGUGUGAGAUCAUCUUAUAUUCCACUGUUGUUUUCUUGUAUUUUCAGUUCAAUAAUUCAAUUGAUCAUGUAAACCCUCAAUACCCUACAAUUCUAUGGUAAUCUAUGCAAGGAGCCCCCUGCAUUGAAGUUUACAUUAUGUUGUAUAAUGUAUAGAAAAAAAAACAUACAUUGGAGUUUUUGUAAUAUCGUUGCCCAGACCUCAAAUAUAUUUCAGACAUAAUAAAUUUUGUUCAAUUGUCACGAUCAAAAUAUUAUGACAUUCCAGUUGAGAAAGUAGUUAAAUACUGUAUAUGAAGCACCAACUCUCCCACUUCUGGUUACUGAAACUUACAUUUAAGUAGGUUUCCAUGGUAGUUGCUAUUGAUGGCCGAGUUACAAUUAAGGCAUCAUGCAACGAGACCCUGAAUAUUAUCUGCAAUGAAUAUAGUUUAACCACAUUUCUAUUCAUUUUCUGAGAAAAUGUGUCGCUAUUUACCUACUCAAUGCUUUACAUAAUGUAUGAGAAUGGAGGAAAAUAAAAAGUAUUUUUGUACUUCAUGAAAAAUAUGAUUAAAAAGUGCAUAUAACAUA